ACAUGGAUCCUGCAGUUGAUGUUGGUACAUUUUUCUUGAUUCAUUAACACAUGGAUCCUGAAGGCAAGAAAUUUGGAGGAGGACCAAGGGAACUUAGCGGCGCUGUUGAUCUUUUAAGUCACUAUAAAUUAUUGCCUCACCAUGACUUCUUCUGCAAGAGACCUCUUCCUGUAUCAAUCUCAGGCACACAUUAUCUUCAUAAUGUGGUGGGAGAUACGGAAAUUAGAAAAGGAGAAGGGAUGCAGUUGGACCAGCUUAUUCAGAAUACACAUAACAGAGACAUUAAUGCCCGUAUACAGCCAUUUGACCUUGAUAUUCUUAAGGAGGCUUUCCAGCUGAGUGAAACCACUCCUGUUGAAUUGCCAGCGAUUGAAAAAGGGAUUCCUACUAUUGCUGGGAAAUCAAAGAGUGAAGAUAAAGAUAAAGAGAGGAAGCAUAAAAAGCACAAGGACCGAGAUAAGGAGAAGGAUAAAGAGCAUAAGAAGCACAAGCACCGUCAUAAAGAUAAAGAUCGAAGUAAAGAUAAAGACAAGGAAAAAAAGAAGGAUAGAAGUGGGCAUCAUGAUUCUGGUGCAGAUCACUCAAAAAAGCACCAUCCAAAGAAAAGGAAGCACGAUGGAGAUGAAGAUCUUAAUGAUGUUCACAGACACAAAAAAAGUAAGCAUAAAAGUUCAAAAAUAGAUGAAGUUGGUGUAAUUAAAGUAGCAGGCUGAAGGGCUGGCUCUAUAGUUCAUUUGUUGUCUCAGAUGGUUAGAGAUAGAGAGUGGGUGGGUUUGCUUAAUGUCCUCUACUUUGCUUGAGGGUAACUUUAUACAUGUAGCCAAGCAACUGGCUUGAUAGGGCAUAUUGUUCUCAACUCUUUGUCAGUAAAAUAUGGCAAGGGUGGUGAUUUGGCAGAUCCACUAAAUUAGCAUUUUCUGGACUGAAAAGAGUAUCUUGUAAACAAAGGAAUGUGUAGGUGAACUCAUCAUCCAUUGAUCGAUAUCUAAUGCAAGGUAUAUGCUGCUGAACAUGGUCUUUUUUGUAUCAUAAACAUUGGCCCAUAUUUGCCUGUAACAUUCAAGAAUUUGAUCCUUCUUUCUUU
Molecule: messenger RNA, 1084 nt
Organism: Hibiscus syriacus
Lineage: Eukaryota; Viridiplantae; Streptophyta; Magnoliopsida; Malvales; Malvaceae
Product: mediator of RNA polymerase II transcription subunit 19a-like
Exons: 9
Coding region: 51-713 (220 amino acids)
Biological process (GO): positive regulation of transcription by RNA polymerase II
Cellular component (GO): mediator complex
Molecular function (GO): transcription coregulator activity; transcription factor binding
Source: RefSeq, a predicted model, not a curated record